AUGCAUGCCUAUCUAGGCGAAAAUAUUAUCAUGCAAAAGUGCUCGGUGACAACGUUAGCCAUGUCCUCUGAUACCUCCCAAUCUACGACCGUGUUAUUUAACAAUACGGGCUCAGAAUCUGAGCAGAGAGCGAUGAGUCAGGGAAGUAGUGACUCGGACGAGAAGAACUCCAGGACAAGGCCCACGAGAAGAAGAGAUGACGGAAAUGCUCUUGGACCUUCUCGACGAAGGGAGAGGCGACACAGUCGUUCAGUUGUGCGAAUCUCAAGGGCCAGGGCUUCACCGCUGCCUCAACUUUCAAGCCGAGAUCGUUUCAGACCUGCCGCCUUGGUUUUAUACCGAGUUAUACAUCUUAUCCUGCCAGUCCUUCGAGAUAUUAGCGUCGACCACCAAGUUUCGACGGUUCUACUCAAGACGUUCUUGGGUGUCACUAUCGAUUUUCUGUGUUUAAUUAGAAGUCAUGUCCAUCGCGAGGAGGAUGGAGAAGACGGAAACUGA
This is a messenger RNA of Rodentolepis nana, 498 nucleotides long. The record is from the annotation of a GenBank genome assembly. Lineage: Eukaryota; Metazoa; Platyhelminthes; Cestoda; Cyclophyllidea; Hymenolepididae.